Molecule: messenger RNA, 3656 nt
Organism: Andrographis paniculata
Lineage: Eukaryota; Viridiplantae; Streptophyta; Magnoliopsida; Lamiales; Acanthaceae
Product: puromycin-sensitive aminopeptidase
Exons: 34
Coding region: 354-3308 (984 amino acids)
Biological process (GO): proteolysis
Cellular component (GO): chloroplast
Molecular function (GO): metallopeptidase activity; zinc ion binding
Source: RefSeq, a predicted model, not a curated record
GAGGGAUGGCUGAGGGGCACACUGUUCUAGAAGCUUCAUUCAUCACUUCACUCCUAGGUUUCUCUUCAUAAUCGAUCGAUCGAUCUUCUUCGUUUUCUGUCUUAUCAUCACCUCAGAUCCUCCGUUGUCGCUGUCAAAACAAGCUCUCAUAAGACACCCCGUUCAGUCGCUCUCCAUUUUAGCCCCGGCCUUUCUACACUUUCGCCGCUUCAAGCCUCUUUAUUGAAGUUCUAUUGGGUUUGGUCAUUUCCUCUGUUUGUUUUCAUCCAAGAUUGAUGAAUCUUGUUAAUUGGAAGAUUGCGCAAGGAUUUUAGUUAUGGUUUUGUAAUCUUUAAUAGAUUGUGUUGGAGUUAAUGCAUAGUUCUAGGAUGUCUCGAUUGAUUCUGCCCUGCAGUGGUUCGAGCUUUUCAAAAGCUUGCCUCAAGGGUUUGGUCGCCUCUGCACCGCUGCGCUCAAGUUAUUGUGUUAGGGGACGCUCAGCAAAUAACAUUUGUAGAUAUAGGCAAUCUUAUAGAGCUGAGAUUACAAGUUGGAGAAGAUUUCAGUUGCCAUAUUACCCAUUACUUAAGGAGACAAAUACGGGAAGGAAGUUAAUUUGUUCAGUGGCAACAGAAUCAUCACCAAAGAAAGUCGAAGAACCUAAGAUGGAUAAACCAACAGAGAUCUUUCUAAAGGAUUAUAAGCAACCUGAUUAUUUCUUUGAAUCGGUGGAUUUGCACUUUGCAUUGGGAGAGGAGAAAACAAUUGUUUCUUCCAAAAUAGUUGUCUAUCCAAGAGUUGAAGGUUGUGAUUCACCUUUAGUCUUGGAUGGAUCAGACUUGAAAUUGCUUUCGAUAAAGGUCAAUGGGAACGAACUCCAGGAAGAUGGAUAUGUUGUGGACUCACGCCACUUGAGAGUGUCUUCACCGCCAAGUGGUAAAUUUACGCUGGAAAUAGUCACUGAAAUCUACCCGCAGAAGAACACAUCUUUGGAGGGGCUCUACAAGUCAUCAGGGAACUUCUGCACACAGUGCGAAGCAGAGGGAUUCCGAAAAAUUACAUUCUAUCAGGAUCGACCUGAUAUAAUGGCAAAAUACACCUGCCGCAUUGAAGCAGAUAAGUCUCUAUACCCUGUGUUAUUAUCCAACGGGAACCUUGUAGCGCAAGGAGAGAUCGAGGGAAACAAGCAUUUUGCUGUAUGGGAGGAUCCCUUUGUGAAACCAUGUUAUCUUUUUGCGUUAGUUGCUGGACAAUUGGAGAGUAGAGAUGAUACUUUUGUGACACGUUCUGGUCGAGAGGUCCAACUCCGAAUCUGGACCCCUGCGGAAGACCUGCCUAAGACGGGGCAUGCCAUGUACUCUUUGAAAGCUGCUAUGAAAUGGGAUGAAGAUGUGUUUGGGCUCGAAUAUGACCUGGACUUAUUCAACAUAGUGGUUGUUCCUGAUUUUAACAUGGGUGCUAUGGAAAAUAAGAGCUUGAAUAUAUUCAAUUCGAAGCUCGUCUUGGCAUCUCCAGAAACAGCAACUGAUGGAGAUUAUGCUGCUAUUUUGGGUGUGAUUGGGCAUGAGUAUUUUCACAACUGGACAGGAAACAGAGUGACAUGCCGCGAUUGGUUCCAGCUUAGCUUAAAGGAAGGUCUCACUGUUUUCCGGGAUCAGGAAUUUUCGUCUGAUAUGGGAAGCCGUGCUGUAAAACGAAUAGCUGAUGUUGCAACUCUUAGAAGUUAUCAGUUUCCUCAGGAUGCUGGUCCUAUGGCUCAUCCCGUUAGACCUCACUCAUACAUUAAGAUGGAUAACUUCUACACAGUAACGGUGUACGAAAAGGGAGCUGAAGUGGUGAGAAUGUACAAAACUUUGUUGGGUGCCUCCGGAUUCAGGAAGGGCAUGGAUCUAUACUUCAAAAGGCAUGAUGGACAAGCCGUGACAUGUGAGGACUUCUUUGCUGCAAUGAGGGAUGCAAAUGGUGCUGAUUUUUCAAAUUUCUUGUUAUGGUACUCUCAAGCUGGGACACCUCGUCUGAAGGUUGUUACAUCCUAUAAUGAUAAAGACAAGACUUACUCUCUCAAGUUUAGCCAAGAAAUUCCACCCACCCCCGGGCAGCCUGUAAAAGAGCCGAUGUUUAUUCCUGUAGCUAUUGGUCUACUUGGCUCUUCUGGACGUGACAUGCCUCUUUCCUCUGUUUACCAUGACGGGAAGUUGGAUAGUCUUGGAAGCAAUGGCCAACCAGUCUUCUCUACAGUUCUCAAAGUGACAAAGAAAGAAGAAGAGUUUGUGUUCAAUGACGUCGAUGAACGCCCGGUGCCGUCUAUACUUAGGGGAUACAGUGCUCCAGUCCGAAUGGAUUCUGACAUAACUGAGGCUGAUCUAUAUUUCCUCCUUGCUAAUGAUUCUGAUGAAUUUAAUCGUUGGGAGGCGGGGCAGAUAUUGGCAAGAAAAUUGAUGCUGAGCCUAGUGUCGGAUUUUCAGCAGAAGAAGCCAUUGACUCUGAAUCCGCAGUUCGUACUUGGAGUUAAAAGUAUUCUUUGCGACACAUCCUUAGAUAAGGAAUUCAUUGCAAAGGCAUUAACUCUGCCUAACAUUGGCGAAAUCAUGGACAUCAUGGAAGUCGCUGACCCUGAUGCUGUUCAUGCUGUCAGAAAAUUCAUCAGGAAGCAACUUGCUUUUGAAUUGAAAGCUGAACUUCUGGCUACUGUGCAAAACAAUAGGAGCUCUGAGAAAUACGAGUUCAACCACGAAAAUAUGGCUAGACGUGCUCUGAAAAAUAUCGCCCUUGCAUAUCUUGGCUCAAUUGAAGAUGCAGAGAUUACUGAGCUCAUUUUGAAUGAAUAUAAAAACGCCACAAAUAUGACCGAGCAGUUUGCAGCUCUGAUUGCUCUCGAACAGCAACCUGGCCCUGUACGCGAUGAAGUUUUGGCUGAUUUCUACAACAAGUGGCAGCACAACUACUUGGUUGUCAACAAGUGGUUUUCGCUCCAAGCAAUGUCAGACAUCCCCGGGAAUGUCGAGAAUGUGCGUCAACUCCUUGAACAUCCUGCCUUUGACAUACGCAAUCCCAAUAAGGUCUAUGCACUCGUUGGAGGAUUCUGCGGAUCUCCAGUUAACUUCCACGCCAAAGACGGAUCGGGCUACAAAUUUUUAGGCGAGCUAGUGGUGCAGCUCGACCGGCUGAAUCCUCAGGUGGCCUCGAGGAUGGUCUCGGCAUUCUCUCGGUGGAAGCGAUAUGAUGAAACACGCCAAACUCUUGCGAAGGCGCAACUCGAAAUGAUCCUGUCUGCGAACGGACUUUCGGAAAACGUGUACGAGAUUGCAUCGAAAAGCUUAGCUGCCUGAGCUCUUUCUUCUGCUUCUUCCUACAGGCAAAAGAUCAACACAAUAAAAGAGAAGGACUUAUUUCUGAGUUCAGAACCUACUUUGGUCUGCUGCUGAUGUUUUCAGGUUCACAAACUAUCGAUUUAUUUACUUUUGAUCAUAUCCUUUUUGGACAUUAUACUGGAUUUUGCUCUUAAAUUUAAUUUUAGGGUGUGUUUGUUAGUGGGUUUUAAUUUUUGAGUUUGAAUUUUAAUAGUAAAAAGUUUGAAUUUGAAUAAUUGUUUGAUGUGAUAUAUAAAUAGAUGAUGUAACGUUUUGAAUGUAAAAUAAAUUUGUAGUAUAAUAUAAAAAAGAAAAGUAAUUGUUUCA